AUGAACUGGCCGGAGUCACGGAAAUGGAUGAACAUCGCAUUGAUGUCACUUAUGACCAAGGGUUCAUCCAUGUUUGCCCCAGGAGUACCAGUAAUCUUGGUCGAAAUGAACAACAACUCUUCACUGGUUGCGACCUUCUUGGUCUCGAUAUAUUUCCUGGGAUACGCUUUUGGACCUCUUAUUGUCGCACCGUUGAGCGAGCUGUAUGGUCGCGUUUAUGUUUACCAUGUCGGCAAUGUGACCUUCACUCUUUUUAGCAUCGGCGCGGCUUUGUCUAAAAAUGUUAGUAUGCUAAUGGCAUUUCGUUUUUUGAUGGGUACUGUUGGUUCAGUUCCGACCACUAUCGGCGUGGGAAGCAUCGUUGAUGUCAUGCCGGCUGAAAAACGCGGACGAGCGCUGUCUUUUUGGACAUUAGGGCCUCUUCUUGGCCCCUGUAUCGGCCCCGUCGUAGGAGGCUAUCUGAUAGAAGCUGUGGGAUGGCGUUGGGUCUAUUGGUUGCUUGCAAUAAUGGGCGGCACGUUAGGCAUCUUGGCCUUUCUAGUCAUGCGAGAGACCUAUGCCCCCGUUCUUCUCGAGCGAAAAGCACAACGCUUGCGUAAAGCUACAGGCAAUAACGAAUUUCGCACAGCUGCAGGAAAUGUCGAUGGAAACAAGCGCAUCAAACAAGCAAUUAGUCGACCACUAAAAUUUCUCCUCGCCACACCAAUCGUUUCGAUCAUUGCCUUCUACGUCGGAAUCAGUUAUGGAAUAUUCUAUCUCCUGAUUGCAACUUUUUCCUUUGUUUAUAACACGCAGUAUAACUUUAGCCAGAGUGCCGCUGGGUUAUCGUUCCUCCCCGCAGGGCUAGGCAUGAUGGUGGGAUCCUUAGCAUUCGGACCUCUUCAAGACUACCUUGUCCUCAGAGCAAAAGCCAGAGUGGGACCUGAAGAGAAAUACAGAUCAGAGGAGAGACUCACGCCUUGGUUGACAGUACCACUAGGCCUGGCGCUACCUUUUGGGCUUCUCUUAUACGGAUGGACAACGUUUUACCAAGUACAUUGGAUCGUGCCUAUGGCUGGUGUCGCCAUAUUUUCUUGUGCACUUAUAGGAAUUACGAUGACUCUACAAAGCUACCAAAUGGACGCGUACACAAAGCACAUUGCCUCAGGGUCGGCAGCAGUCGCCUUGUUUCGCUCUCUCAUCGGGUCGCUAAUGCCUUUAGGAGGAUUGAAAAUGUAUGAUGCAUUAGGUCUCGGAUGGGGAAAUACUCUUCUGGCGUUCAUUUCUUUGUUUUUAGUUCUUGUGCCCACCGUUCUAUACCUCUGGGGACAACGACUGCGACGAAGGUUCGAUCCUGCCAUUUGA
Molecule: messenger RNA, 1344 nt
Organism: Colletotrichum truncatum
Lineage: Eukaryota; Fungi; Ascomycota; Sordariomycetes; Glomerellales; Glomerellaceae
Source: RefSeq, a predicted model, not a curated record